This is a messenger RNA of Oryza brachyantha (malo sina), 450 nucleotides long. RefSeq lists its product as uncharacterized. The coding region runs from base 1 to 450 and encodes 149 amino acids. The transcript is spliced from 3 exons. NCBI's taxonomy places the organism in Eukaryota, Viridiplantae, Streptophyta, Magnoliopsida, Poales, Poaceae. The record is from RefSeq and is a predicted model, not a curated record.
AUGGCUGACAUGAAGGUCACCAAAGUAGGAUCAGUAGAUGCCCGUGUCAAACCAGAAAUCAACGGGAAGGAUCCAGCCACGGGAGACUGGGUGUUGUUCAGGGAUGAUCUGGACAAGCCAUUAUUUUUAGGCCAUUUUCCGCAGGAGCUCUGCCCCAAGCUGAAUGGCGGGGCACCUCAAAUGGCAUGGAAUGGGUUUGUGAGCUACCCAAACAACGAUCCAGGGCCUGAAAUGGGAAGCGGCCAUUUUCCUGAAGAAGGGGACAGAAGAGCGGCGUACAUCAAGAACAUCAAGUUCUUUGACUCCCAUGGCCAUGGCCAUGAACCUAAUACUGAGCUGCUACUCCGGGUCCUUGACAAGCCAGACUGCUACAAUGUUAGUUACAUCGAUUGUGAAGUAAAGGAUCGCUGCUAUUUUUCCUAUGGUGGGCCAAGCGGUUGUAUUGGCUGA